GUGAUUGUCGUAAUCGGCUCUCUCAAUGUCGACCUCGUUACUCGCACCGAGCGUGUGCCUGCCGCUGGUGAGACGCUGAUGGCAAAAUCAUUUGACACCGGCUUCGGAGGUAAAGGUGCCAACCAGGCCGUGGCGUGCGCGCGGCUCUCGCGCCCGCAGGCCAGCGCAGGGAGCAAAACUGCUGCCGCCGGAGAAGGCGGUGUAGAAGUGCGCAUGAUCGGAGCAGUGGGAGAUGAUGUAUUUGCUGGAGAUUUCAUUACUAGCCUCGAGCGCGACGGGCUCGACACGACGGGAGUGCAGCGCAUCAAGGAUGAGAAGACAGGUGUCGCGGUCAUUACGGUGGAGGAGCGAACCGGCGAGAAUAGGAUCAUGGUUGCUGCAGGAGCGAAUGCACGGGUUCCUGCAGAAGACUUGGUGCCAAAUGACGCGACAUUGGCGCUGUUUCAACUGGAGAUUCCUUAUGAGGUGGUUUGGCUGAACAUCCGGGAGGCUAAGGCUAAGGGAGUUGAUGUUGUGAUCAAUCCAGCACCCGCAGUCUCCCUGCCAGAGGAAGUCUACCAAGGCCUCGGCCACCUCGUCAUGAAUGAAUCCGAAGCCGCUCUUCUCUCGGGAAAGCCAGCCGAGGAAAUCACCCCAGAGUCGGAUCUCACUGCCAUCGCAAGUGACUUCAUCCGGCGCGGCGUAAAGAACGUGAUCAUAACCCUGGGCGGCAGCGGUGUCUUCUACCAAACUGCCUCCCGCCAGUCUCAGUCUCAGCCCGGCAAGACCAUUUCUGCACAAAAGGUCCAGGUCGUCGACACCACCGCCGCGGGCGACACCUUUGUCGGCGCGUAUGCUGUGGCUGUUGCACGGAGUCUUGCGACGUCAGAGAGCAAGAGCUUCGAUAUCGAUUCAGCCAUUGCAUUUGCGAAUAGGGCGGCAGCGCUGACGGUACAGCGUAAGGGUGCGCAAGCUGCCGUUCCUUGGUUGGACGAAGUGCCGCAGGCUUGA
This is a messenger RNA of Aplosporella prunicola CBS 121167, 990 nucleotides long. RefSeq lists its product as uncharacterized. The transcript is spliced from 4 exons. The annotation marks the transcript as partial. Gene Ontology annotation, molecular function: ribokinase activity. The record is from RefSeq and is a predicted model, not a curated record. Lineage: Eukaryota; Fungi; Ascomycota; Dothideomycetes; Botryosphaeriales; Aplosporellaceae. Gene Ontology annotation, biological process: D-ribose metabolic process.